This is a messenger RNA of Drosophila gunungcola (fruit fly), 710 nucleotides long. RefSeq lists its product as uncharacterized. The coding region runs from base 150 to 710 and encodes 186 amino acids. The transcript is spliced from 3 exons. The record is from RefSeq and is a predicted model, not a curated record. Lineage: Eukaryota; Metazoa; Arthropoda; Insecta; Diptera; Drosophilidae.
GUCGAUUACCUGAAUCCUCCCGAUCCCUUCGAGACUUCAAAACUAGGAGAGGGGACAAUCAGAAGUCCAGGAAACCUCAAGCGAUCGACACAUCGAAUCCAUUCGAAGUUCAGGAGUAAAUCACAAGGAAAACCACAUAUCCGAGAGACAUGGCAGUACUGAGGAUCACCGCAACCAUUGUGUGCCUAACCAUCAUUCUUUCUGGCAAUGCGCUGGGCGCAUCCAUAUCUAGCGGAACCGGAUUCGGAAUCGGAACUGGAAUUGGAAGCCAAGGACGACCCCAGAGGAUCGGGGAGUGCCGGGAGCUCUGCUACCGCCAGUCCCUGCCGAUGAUCACGCCCCCCCUCCUCUGCCGAUCCCGGCCAGAGUGCUACAUGUGCCACGACUACUGCCGCGUCCUCGAGGUCGUCCAGCUGAGUCUGGCCACGUCGAUGUGCGCGGAUCGGGAGUUCUGCACCCGGGGAUGUCGGGUGGCCUGCUCCUAUCAUCGCCUGGGCCUGGGCCUGGGCCUGGGCCUGGGACUACUCCACCAGGACACGAGUGCCAAUGCGGUGCUCAAGAACUGUUGCAGUUGCUGUUUCUGGCCCGAUCCCGAUCCCGAUCCCGAGCCCGAUCCGGUCUGGAUGUUGGCUUUAUUAAUCACCGGCGGCCAGGAGGCCAAAAAGCAGGAGGAUGAGCAGCAGCAGCAGGAGCAUGAGGUUCGAAGUUGA